GCCCCAGCGCGCCGCCGCCCGCCCCCGCCCGCUCCCGCCCGCUCCCGCCCGCCCCAGCGCGCCGCCGCCCAUCCGGAGAGUCUGAGGCAAAGGCGCGCAGGCCCGCGCCGGGCGGGGCCUCUCCCGGCCUGAUGGAGGGCACUGCGGGUCGUGGGGGCCAAGCGCCCGGCUUCUUACUUCGGUUUCAGACUGAGGGCCGAGCCGAGGCGGCGCGGGCGCGGGUGCAGGAGCAGGAUUUACAGCAAUGGGGGCUGACAGGGGUUCACCUACGCUCUUAUCAACUGGAGGGAGUCAACUGGCUUGCCCAGCGCUUCCAUGGUCAGAAUGGCUGCAUCCUGGGAGACGAGAUGGGCUUGGGGAAGACCUGCCAGACGAUUGCUCUCUUCAUUUACUUAGCAGGAAGAUUAAAUGAUGAAGGACCAUUUCUGAUUCUUUGUCCCUUGUCUGUUUUGAGCAACUGGAAAGAAGAAAUGCAGAGAUUUGCUCCAGGUCUUUCCUGUGUAACGUAUGCAGGUGACAAGGAGGAAAGAGCCCACCUUCAGCAAGACCUAAAACAGGACUCACGUUUUCAUGUGCUACUGACUACCUAUGAGAUUUGCUUGAAAGAUGCCUCAUUUCUAAAAUUAUUCCCUUGGAGUGUUCUUGUUGUGGAUGAAGCUCACAGGUUGAAAAACCAAAGCUCUCUGCUGCAUAAGACCUUGUCAGAGUUCUCAGUAGUCUUCAGUCUCCUGUUGACUGGAACUCCCAUCCAGAACAGCCUCCAAGAGCUCUACUCCCUCCUCAGUUUUGUGGAACCUGAUCUUUUUUCCAAGGAAGAGGUGGGAGAUUUUGUUCGACGGUACCAGGAUAUUGAGAAAGAGUCUGAGUCAGAUGCAUUUGAAAAUGAGACAGGAAAGAAAGUUAAACUUCAGAACAUCUUGUCCCAGCUUCGAAAGUGUGUGGAUCACCCAUACUUGUUUGAUGGUGUGGAGCCAGAGCCUUUUGAAGUUGGAGACCACCUGAUUGAAGCUAGUGGGAAACUUCACCUGCUGGAUAAGCUACUAGCGUUCCUGUAUUCCAGGGGCCAUCGGGUUUUACUUUUCUCCCAGAUGACGCAGAUGUUGGAUAUUCUUCAAGACUAUAUGGAUUACAGAGGCUACAGCUAUGAGCGUGUGGACGGUUCUGUGAGAGGAGAAGAGAGACACUUGGCCAUUAAGAACUUCGGACAGCAGCCCAUUUUUGUUUUCCUCCUGAGUACUAGGGCAGGUGGAGUUGGCAUGAACUUAACGGCAGCAGAUACUGUGAUUUUUGUGGACAGUGACUUCAACCCUCAGAAUGACUUGCAAGCAGCUGCCAGGGCUCAUCGAAUUGGCCAAAACAAGUCAGUUAAAGUUAUUCGGCUGAUUGGCCGAGACACUGUGGAAGAAAUCGUCUAUAGGAAAGCAGCCUCCAAACUGCAGCUCACCAACAUGAUCAUAGAAGGAGGCCAUUUCACUCUGGGAGCCCAGAAACCCUCAGCCGAUGCUGACCUCCAGUUGAGUGAGAUACUCAAAUUCGGUUUGGAUAAACUGCUGGCCUCUGAAGGGAGCACCGUGGAUGAAAUAGACCUGGAGGCCAUCCUGGGAGAAACAAAAGAUGGCCAGUGGACUUCUGAUGCCUUGCCUGCAGCAGAAGGAGGGAGCAGAGAGCAAGAGGAAGGAAAAAAUCAUAUGUACUUAUUUGAAGGGAAAGAUUACUCUAAAGAGCCCAGUAAGGAAGACAGAAAAUCAUUUGAACAACUGGUAAACCUUCAGAAAACCCUUUUGGAGAAAACCACUCAAGAGGGCCGAUCACUCCGAAAUAAAGGCAGUGUUCUCAUCCCAGGCCUUGUGGAGGGAUCUACCAAAAGGAAGCGGGUUCUGAGCCCUGAAGAGCUGGAGGACAGGCAGAAGAAAAGACAAGAAGCAGCUGCUAAGAGAAGGAGAAUCAUCGAGGAGAAGAGGAGGCAAAAGGAAGAUGCUCAGCAUAAGAAAAAGAUGGCCUGGUGGGAAUCCAACAACUACCAGUCCUUCUGCCUGCCCUCUGAGGAGAGCGAGCCAGAGGACCUUGAGAAUGGGGAAGAUGAGAGUUCUGCUGAGCUGGAUUACCAAGACCCAGACGCUACCUCCCUCAUGUACGUUAGUGGUGAUGUCACCCACCCUCAGGCUGGGGUUGAGGAUGCUCUCAUCGUGCACUGCGUAGAUGACUCUGGCCACUGGGGCAGAGGUGGUUUAUUUACAGCUCUGGAAAAACGAUCCGCUGAGCCAAGAAAAAUAUAUGAGCUGGCUGGGAAAAUGAAAGACUUGAGUUUGGGAGGUGUCCUUUUAUUUCCUAUUGAUGAUAAAGAGUCAAGAAACAAAGGGCAAGAUUUGUUUUCUUCUCCUCUACCAGACUGAUUACUUUACGGAGGGAAAGGCUGGAUGGAUUUAGGAGACAUGAAAGGUCAUAGAACAGGGUGGCUCUGGAAGAAGGAAGCACCUUCAGCCAGCUCUUGCCUUCAAAAACAAUGGCCCCGGGAAGAGAGACUGAGAAGUGAGCUUCUUUCUCCAGACAAGUAGUGUACCUCCUCACCUUUUUGCACCGCACAACAUCAAGAUCUGGAAGAAAAUACAUUGAUCUGGAGCUUGUCAAAUGUGACUUCAGAAAAACCACAGGAUCUUUUUUCUCCUAGCUACCAAAUCCAGUUCAGCUUCAAGGAAUAAGGGAAUUGUGAAAAGGGUACAAGCCCAUCACAGAGUGACUGGUGAUAUUGGGGAGGGCAGGAGACUGAGAGCCACCAGAGAAGGAGUCAUAGAGGGAAGACUAUAAGUCGUGGCUUUUCACACUUGCGUGUGUCUCAGUCGUGGCUGAGUAUCCUCACCCAGCCUAAUUUCUGCUACUUUGAGGCCAUCAACACCUAGAGUGCUAUGGAGGCCUCAUGAAAAGCUUCAGUCCUGGGCUUUGAUGUGGAGAACCCUGGCUGUUGGGCUCAGAGCCGGGACCAUGGUCUUCUAAGGAAGAUGGUACCUGUGUUUACUGUUCUGACUCUUCUCACACAUUCAGCCUUGGAUAAUACAGCAUCAUGCUGUAGACCUAUUUGAUCAAAAACUCAGGAUUCCUUGCUUUUUUUUUCUCCCAAAACUUGCAUCAAUUUUAACUGCCUCCUAUCUGCUACUCUUCCCACCACCCUUAACAUGUAGGUUGUUACAGUAACUUACUGAAUUAUAUCUUAAGUCUUGCCUACAACUGGAAGCAGAAUUGGAACUCCACAAAGUGAAACCUAACCUAACGCACAGGUGAGUUGCUGUGCCUUUCGGAAGCAGUCUGAGUGCAAAUAGGUGGAGUGUUAGCACAUGCCAAGAAAACUUGACUGGGCCCCAUGCAAAAGCUGUAGAUCCUCUUGGAAAGCCGUGCUUAUUUCUGAGGGCAGAGUGCAUGGGGCUAGCUGGGGAUGUUUCUGAAUGUCUGAGAGAAGCAUCACAGCAGGGAACUCGCUUCCAAAGGGAAUGUGGCUGACCUUUCAGGGGCACAGUUGCCUUUUGUGGGGAAAAAGUCUUCUUUUUUUCCCCCUAUACUGUCUGCCAUGCUUCAGUCAUGUGGAAUUUUUCUCUGGAUGGAGUCCCUGACCCAUGAACCUUGGUCUUCUAGAAAGCUAGGCAUAAACAAUACAGAGGAAGAUCAGAAAUGUCAUGUAGCACAUUCUCCCUUAAAUUUGGGGUCACUUCUCAGUGGCAGUGUCCAGAUUUGCUUGCCCACCUCUCUUAACUCUUCAGAGUCAAAAACACUGUCCUACUAUGUUUCCAGAGAUCUGCCUUAUCUUUUGUAAUCCCUUCAACUCUUUUUAUCAAACAGGUAUCCCUCUCUGGGAAGGUAUAAUGAGAGAGGCUGUCUAUUCUAUUUAUCCCAAGGGUUUGUUCUCUUUCUUCCACACCAUAUCUUUGAUGCCAUCUCCUCCUUCCCUCUGAGGAUGAAACCAAGAGGAAAAUAGCAGAUUUUAUUCACUGAUGAGCUUUUGUAGACUAAACAUCAGCUUCUGUGCAUCGUAACCAUCAGAAGGACAACCGGCUUAUUGAGACAGGAACUUAAGUCUAUUGAAAUUUUUUUGUAAGUAUAGGCUUAUAUUUUCUUGACUGUUAAUAAAUUUUCCUUUAUCUUAUAACAAGCCUACAACUUCUUUUAUUUUUUUGCCCCAUAAAAACUGUAUUCUAUUAAGUUAAUUAACCUUUUAAAAUACAGCUUGAAUCAGCCAUUUUUGAGCCUUAAACUGUUUUUCUAGGUCUGUGUCUUCUGUGUUUUCCCAUCUACUAACUGAAGUACAGUUGCUGCUCAGUAUUCAUGGUGGAUUGGUUCCGGGACCUCCCAUGGAUACCAACAUCUGGGGAUGCCAAAAUCCCAAAUACAGAAUGGCAUAGUAUUUGCAUAUAGCCUCAUAUCCUCCUGUAUACUCUAAAUUAUCUCUAGAUACUUACAACACCUAAUAAGAUGUAAAUGCUAUGUAAAUAGUUGUCAUACUGUAUUGUUUAGAAAAUAAUGACAAGGAAAAGUCUGUACAUGUUCAGUACAGAUAUAUUUAAAAAUAUUUUUCAUCCACAGUUGGUUUAAUUCAUAGACGUAGAUGCCUUGGAUACAGAGAGCUGACUGUGUAAACUCACUCUAGCAUUAUUUACCUUUCACCACAAUCUGCCUUCUUGUUUCCGAAAGACAUCUGCAUUUUCUCACAUAGGCUCAUACUGGGAUGUCUCCUCAUGCUGGUGCCUCUUCCUUGACUGCCUUUCUCCUCGAAAUUCUUUUCCUAGCAUCUAUGCCUUAUAAAAUCUAGUCUUUAAGAAGCCAGAAAAAGGCACUUUCUACAUUCCCACUAAAAUGUAAUCUCAGUGCUACCAGUGAUAGCUGGGGUUUAUAGCACUUAACUUUGUUGUGCCCUUAUUCUCUUCGUUAGUGCAUUAACCCUCACCUAGACAGCCAGGUCUUUGAGAAUCAUAUAAACCAAUAAGCUGACACUCAAAUCUUUGUUGAGUUAAAAUAUGAAAAUAACUGCCUAUCAAUUUGGAGAAUAUAAUGCACUCUAGAUAGUUUAAGUAUCUUAAUAUAAAACUUGAGAAUAUGGAAAGUAAUGUCAUUCUUGUGGUGUCAGACUAACAGUUGCCUUUUUUUUUUUUUGAGACAGUCUCACUCUGUUGCCCAGGCUGAAAUGAAAUAAAGAGGAAUGAAUUUCUUGAGACAAAUGAAAAUGAACACACGCUAAAACCCAUGGAAUAUAGCAAAAGCAGUUCUUAGUGGGAAGUUUAUAGCAGUAAGUGCCUACUAAGAUCUCCAACAACAUAAUAUUGUAUUAUACUUCAAGGAACUGGAAAAAACAAGAACAAAUUAAACACAAAAUUAGUAGAAGAAAAGAAAUAUUAAAGAACAGCAGAAAUAAAUGAAAUAGAGACUUAAAAAAUGAUAAAAGAUCAACAAGAUGAGCUGGUUUUUUGAAAAGAUAAAUCUUUAGCUGGACUAAGAAAAACUUCAAAUCAGAGAUGAAAGAGAUAUUGUAACUGAUUCUUCAGAAAUAUAAAGGACCAGGCCAGGCGCAGUGGCUCAUGCCUGUAAUCCCAGCACUUUGGGAGGCUGAGGCAGGCAGAUUACUUGAGGACAGGAGUUUAAGACCAGCCUGGCCAACAGGCUGAAACUCCAUCUCUACUGAAAAUAUAAAGUUAGGUGUGGUUGUAGGCACCUGUAAUCCCAGCUACUUGGGAGGCUGAGGCAGAAGAAUUGCUUGAACCCAGGAGGCAGAGGUUGCAGUGAGCCGAGAUUGUACAACUUUAUUCCAGCCUGGGCCACAGAGCAAACUCACAUUUAAAAAAAAAAAAAAAAAAAGGAACUGGGUGCAGUGACUCACGCCUGUAUUCCCAGCACUUUGGGAGGCUGAAGUGGAUGGAUCAUGAGGUCAAGAGAUGGAGACCAUCCUGGCCAAUGUGGUGAAACCCCAUCUCUACAAAAAAAUAUGAAAACAUUAGCUGGGUGUGGUGGUGCACACCUGUAGUCCCAGCUGCUCAGAAGGCCGAGGCAGGAGAAUCACUUGCACCAGGGAGGUGGAGGUGGCAGUGAGCCGAGAUUGAGCCACUGCACUCCAGCCUGGCCACAGAGUGAUAUUCUGUCUCUUAAAAAAAAAAAAAAAAAAAAAGGAUCAUAAGAAACUUAAGAAUAAUUAUAUGCCAAUAAGUCAGAUAACCUAGAAGAAAUGGGUAAAUUUCUGGGCAUGUUAUAAAUAAUUAUAGAAUUCAAGAAUUGUAAAGAAAAAAUCUGAACAGAGGCCAGGUGUAGUGGUACACAGCUGUACCCUGAGCAUUUUGGGAGGCUGAAGUGGGUGGAUCACUUGAGCCUAGAAGUGAGAGACCAGCCUGGACAACACAGUGAGACCCUGUUUCUACUAAAAACAAAAUGAAAAAAUAUUGGAUGUGGUGGUCCACACUUGUGGUGCCAGCGACUCAGGAGGAGUAGGAGACUGAGGGAGUACUGCUUGAGUCCAGGAGUUGGAGGCUGCAGCGUUAAAAAACAAGGACAUUAAAACAGUAAUAAAAAACCUAUCACCGGGUGCGGUGGCUCACACCUGUAAUCCCAGCACUUUGGGAGGCCGAGGCGGAUGGAUCACAAGGUCAAGAGAUUGAGAUCAUCCUGGUCAACGUGGUGAAACCCCGUCUCUAUUUAAAAUACAAAAAAUUAGCUGGGCAUGGUGGUGCGUGCCUGUAAUCCCAGCUACUCAGGAGGCUGAGGCAGGAGAAUUGCCUGAACCCAGGAGGCGGAGGUUGCGGUGAACUGAGAUCGCGCCAUUGCACUCCAGCCUGGGUAAUAAGAGCGAAACUCCACCUCAAAAAAAAAAAAAAAAAACCUUCUGGGAAAGAAAAGCCCAGGAACAGAUGACUUCAGUCGUAAAUUCUACCAAACCUUUAAAGAAUUAGUACCUACUGGGUAUACCCAAAGAAUUAUAAAUAGUUCUACUAUAAAGACACAUGCACAUGUAUGUUCAUUGCAGCCCUGUGUACAAUAGCAAAGACCUGGAACCAACCCAAAUGCCCAUCAAUGAUAGACUGGACAAAGAAAAUGUGGGACAUAUACACCAUGGAUACUAGGCAGCCAUAAAAAUUGAUAGGUUUGUGUCCUUUGUAGGGACUUGGAUAAAUCUGGAAACCAUCAUUCUCAGCAAACUGACACAAGAACAGAAAGCCAAACACCGUAUGUUCUCACUCAUAUGUAGGUGUUGAACAAGAACACGUGGACUCAGGGAGAGGAGCAUCACACACUAGGGACAGUUGGGGGGGGGUGUAAGGGAGACAGUGGGCGGUGGGGAGGGAGGGGAGGGAUCAUGGGGAGAAACGCCAGAUAUAGUAUGCACCUAAAGUAAAAUAAAAAUAGAAUUAAUACCAAAAAAUUAAGAAGAUGGAAUACUUGGAAACUUAUUCUACAAUGUCAUCAUUAUCCCAAUACCCAAAGCCAAACAACAAAACCAAACAAGGACAUAAGAGAAAAAGAAAACUACAGGCCAGCGUCCCUGUCGAACAUAGAUGUAAAUGUCUUCAACAACAACAAAAUUCAGCAAACCAAAUUUAACAACACAUGAAAAUGGUCACCCAUCGUGAUCAAGUGCAAUUUAUCCCGGGAAUUUGAGAGUGGUUCAAUAUACAGAAAUCAAUAAACAAUACAGAAUGUUAACAGAGGGAGAGACAAAAACCUUAUAAUCAUUUCAGUUGAUGGAGAAAAAGCAUUUGACAAAAUUCAGAAUUCCUUUAUGAGAAAAGCCCUAAAACUAUUGAAGGAUUGUACCUCAACACAAUAAAGACCAUAUAUGACAAACUUAUAGCUAACAUACCGAAUGGGGACAGGUUGAAAGCCUUCAUGCAAAGAUUUGGAACAAGACAAGGAUGCUCACUUUUGCCACUUCUCCCCGCCCUUCCCGAAUGCUUUUAAUAAUCACAUUUAAUUACUUUCUUAAAGCUAUAAUAGAAAUUUAAAAAUAAUAAAAUAGUUUGAAGUAACCAUA
Callithrix jacchus (white-tufted-ear marmoset) is the source of this 7996-nucleotide messenger RNA. The record is from RefSeq and is a predicted model, not a curated record. NCBI's taxonomy places the organism in Eukaryota, Metazoa, Chordata, Mammalia, Primates, Cebidae.